Vanessa atalanta (red admiral) is the source of this 1162-nucleotide messenger RNA. RefSeq lists its product as uncharacterized. The record is from RefSeq and is a predicted model, not a curated record. Lineage: Eukaryota; Metazoa; Arthropoda; Insecta; Lepidoptera; Nymphalidae. Bases 93 to 785 code for a protein of 230 amino acids. The transcript is spliced from 5 exons.
AGCAAUUAUUGAACUUUUCUAAAAAUUGAUAUCCAUUUUUUUUGUUACAAAAAAGUGAGUGUAUCAAACGGAUGGAUGUUUGAGUUUUCCUAAUGUCGGAACAAGAGAAAAAGAGUGGCGGGAGCGCCAUCGAAGGCUCUGUAAUGAUGGUAGAAAAGACGCCAGGUGGUCGGUUAAAGCAGCCCUAUAGACCCAAUGAGCUGCAAGAUAAUACUGAUUUUCACCAGAAACGUCCCAGGGCUCCUAUCGUACCUUCUGUUGCUGAGGAAAUGAAAUAUUUUACUGAAGAUUGUGCCUCUAAUGAAAAUGAGUUCAAGAAAAGAAAGGAAUAUGAAGAAGUUUCUUAUGACAAAGAAAAGCAAAGUAUUGCAAAAAAAUUUACAUCAAAUACUGAGAGGCGGGAACACUCACCUGAAUCUAUUAUCUUACAAUCUACGGAACUUGAUAGAAAGAAAACCACCCAUGGACCCAUUACACCUUUAGUUCAACCCAUACCUGAUGUGCAAUCUACAACAUCAGGUCUUAUUGAUAAUGAAAAAGAAGCGACCAUGAAAAUCGACGAUGGUAGCAUAACAGAGGAGAUUGAAGAGUUACAGUCGCCAGAAGUCGCUAAAAAACACUCUGAUUGGUCGGAUGACGAGGAGGCGGGCGGGCUGCCGCGCAGCGACUCGCGGGCUUCGCGCGUCUCUCGCAUGGUGCGACAGUUCUUCUGUUGUGGAGUUUCUUACGAGGCUCCUUCCGAAGACAAUAUUUCGACGCAUCGCGCUUUUGGUCAAGGCAUUUGAAUAUGCCGUCGAUCGUCGUUCCCAUUUAUGUCAAUACUACUAAUGUAUCUAUCUAAAAAAAAUUAUAUUAGCUCGCCAUUUCAGCCGUCAGUUUAGAAUCUUAAAUAGCAUCUAUGAUUAAGUUAUAAAUGAGAACACGAACGCUAAUGUGUCUUUAUAAUCGGAUUUCUUGUUGUCUGGGAAUGGCUGGCUAGAAUUAUAAAUAUAAUAAGACGUGAACUUGGUGCGUGUGCGAAACUGUGUACAUAAAAUUAUCAAUAAAAGUAGUUUUUUUUUUAUAUCUCCGUCCACUUCUAAAUUUGCAAUGGAUGCGUGAGUUCGCCCUCGUCUAAAGCAAAAUAGGGAUUAAAUAUGUAUUGUAAUUUGUGUUGUAGAUA